This is a messenger RNA of Acanthoscelides obtectus, 1777 nucleotides long. The record is from the annotation of a GenBank genome assembly. Lineage: Eukaryota; Metazoa; Arthropoda; Insecta; Coleoptera; Chrysomelidae.
AUGCUAACAUAUAGGUUUGGCUCCGUCUAAUCUUUUGGGAUCUUUGGUUCCUACAGAUGAUCAUGUUUUGACUAAAUUUCAAUGACCUUUUGUAUGUGGAUUACUUGAAUAGACUUUAUCUUGCGGAUCCCCAGAAAACAUGUCUAGCCGAAAUCUAUUUAUUUCUGAGCACUCUGUAAAGGCUGGAUGUCAACGUAUCAUCUAUGACAGUUCAUGAAGAAUUAAUCGAAAAUUCGUUCCGAGAUGUCACCAGUUCGGAAUAUGAGCAUAAUGUUACUCACUUCCAGUACUGCCACGGUAUUGGCAGUGACUGCAAUGAUCCUGGCUCGAUCUGUAGAAGCAAAGGUCGUACGACCUCUCAACGGGUCUCAGGAUGUGACUUCUGGAACUCCACCUCUGGUCUCUGGACCUUCGGGCCUACUUUCUGGACCUCCUGAAAAUCCUGAGUAUUUGAAGCCUUGGGAAGAAAGAACGGAGAGAGUGGUUGAGAAUGCGGAAGAGCUGCUUAUCAACGAAUGUUUGCUCCAGAGGGAUGAUACUUAAUGAUACACUGGAAUGCGAAACAGUUGAGAAGAAAGAUGAGAUUGUUGCCAUUGCUAACAGCAUUGCAGUCGAUGCGUCUAUGAAACCUGCCAAACUGAAUUCAGAUCAAAUGGUCCUAAGUGAAUAUUUUGCACAUAUUUGUUCAGGAGACAAAUCCGAAGUGGUGUACUGGCCUAAGGGUGGACAGCUCAAAACCCAUUACAUCAAUCACAAGAAUGGGGAGCUUUUGGUAGUUAACAAUACUAUGAAGAAGUUUCCAUCGACUACAUAUUGUGUGGAUGAAGCGAAACAUGAAGGAGAGCUAUCAUAUGCUUUGAUGAUGUGUCCCUGCACAGUCUCCACCUGCAUCCAAAAAUGCUGUCCAGAAACCAUGCACUUUGACACGAUCAUUGAGCAAUGUGUGCCUUCGAACCCAAACAUCUCCACCUUCCAACCAACUUUGCAACGAAUGAUGAAUGACACUCAGAAUGAACAUUUUUUCCUGACCUACGGAAUACCUCAAUGCAAAGGUCAAUUGAUGAUGUUGCUACUGAAUAUGACCAAGGUGUAUCCGCAGGAGAGUGGUUAUCUUAUGUUGGAUGAUGAAGAGAAUGGGCAGCAUCAGUUUUAUGAACGUGGGAAGAAUUACAAUCUAAUAGAAGCCACCGCUUCGAUUGAUAUGCUAUUUUCAAUCAUUGUCUGAUGAACUGGUGGACUAGACUGUAUUAUGUAGAAGUGUAUGGUUUUACUGCUUCAUUCGAAAUUCUCUGCACAUAGGCCAAGCAGCUUUGGUGGCUCAUAAUGUUGCUUAAGUAGACAUUGUUACUAACCUAGAAAAUUAAAUAGUGACCACCCGCUCAAUCAGAUAUUGCCUGGAUACAUUUUUAGACAGAAUCUCCAACAAAUCCUCUCCAGGAGCCUGGAUAUGCAAAAAUGCAACCAAAAACUAUAGCUACGAAGAAACAGCCCCAAAUAGCAAGUUGGUACCAUCAUCUGUCGGCAUGGAAAAAAGUAUAAAACUUGGAAAAGAGCUGUUGAAGGUGAAAGCAUUGCAAAUAAGUGAAGAUGAUGAAUAUCCUGAUGAAAAUGAACCAAAAAUCCAAAUCAAGUCGUUUGAUUCCAGAGCUGGAGCUGGAACCAUCAACGCUCUAGGCCGUAUGGUUGCCAUUUCCUUAAUGGUUGUCUUGUACGAGAAAAUACGUUGCCUUGUAUCAUGAUGAAAUCAUAAGAAAUAUAUAGCAUACGUUCUGAUUCA